AUGAAUGUGAGCAGAGACAAGGCUCAGGUGGGUGACAUCUCUAUCCCGGCAGCAGCAGUCACAGCAGCAGCGGCAGCCGCCCAGGCUGGCAUUGUAGUGGAGCCAGUGUCCUGCAGCCUCCACGGGGAAAGCAUGGACAGCCAUGGGGACCAGAGACUUUCCUCCAGCAGCGACCUGCCGGUGUACUCGUGCCCUGGGAGCAGGGAGCGGGCAGGGGACAAUCCGAGCAACACGCCCGGGCAAGAGGGGGCAGGGGCAGCCCUGCCGAUCGUGCACAGGACCACCUCCUUCUCGGUGCUGGACAUCCUGGACCCUAACAAGUUCAACAGCAAAAGGAGGCAAUGCGCGGUGUUGUACAAAUCCGUGGGGAGCGAGUUCACUCUGGGGGCGGAGGAUAAGCCCGGGGACUCGGGCACGGAGCUAGCGGAUCCAAAGGCUCUCUCGGAAGACUUGGAAACGUGCAAAAAGUCCGCAGACUUGCUCAAGGAGGGCGAGCUGUACAAGGCGGAGGAGUGCGAGCUGGACUACGCGGGCAGGCCCAGCCCGGGCGCGGAGAGCGAGCUGCAGGACGAGGAGGAGCUGUGCAGCGAGGAGAGCAGCAGCAGCAGCAGCCUGGGCGCGCUGGCGGGGCCGGGCGAGGAGCCGGGCCGCCACCCCGAGGCGGCGGAGCAGCAGCAGGCGCCCGCGGGCCAGCAGCAGCAGCAGCAGCAGCAGCAGCAGCAGCAGCAGGCGGCCAAGCCCAAGAGGAAGCGCACGGGCUCGGACUCCAAGUCGGGCAAGCCCCGACGGGCGCGGACAGCCUUCACGUACGAGCAGCUGGUGGCGCUGGAGAACAAGUUCAAGUCCACGCGCUACCUGUCCGUGUGCGAGCGCCUCAACCUGGCGCUGUCGCUCAGCCUCACCGAGACGCAGGUGAAGAUCUGGUUCCAGAACCGGCGCACCAAGUGGAAGAAGCAGAACCCGGGCGCCGACACCAGCGCCCCGACGGGCGGCGGCGCGGGCGCGGGCGGCGCGGGCGGCGGCCCGGGGCUGGCGGGGGGCAGCCUGGCCGGGGGGCUGAGCCCGCUGAGCCACUCGCCGCCCAUGGGCGCCCCGCUGGCCAUGCACGGGCCCGGCAGCUACGCCGCGCACCCCCCCGGGGGGCUGGUGUGCGCCGCCCAGCUGCCCUUCCUGCCCAGCCCCGCCGUGCUCUCGCCCUUCGUGCUGGGCUCGCAGACUUACGGCGCCCCCGCCUUCUACACCCCGCACCUAUAAGCGCCCCGGGGGCUGUUUGCUACACGCCGCGGACUCGGGGGGCGGGGGACGAGGACCCCCCCUGCUCCCGCCCUGUACAUAGGAGUAGCUGGACUGGAAACCAUCCUCCCCUGCCCCGUGUCUCGUCCACGAACCACGGACCCGUCUGACUCUCAGGGUGAAACCGAGAACGACCAGGCUCGGCCGCAGCAAUGCGCUCGUGAUUGCACGAGGUUUACACGCGCGCGCGUGUGUGUGUGUGUAUGUGUGUGUGCGUGUGUGUGUGCCCCCCCUCGCCCCCCCACCCGCAUCCGAGCCCGGCUCCCGCUGCAUCUCGAUGCGUUGCGUCUCCCUGCGGGCGCCCGCGUGUCACGUCUGUACAGUUCCGGCGGCUGCAACAGUUUGAACCUGAUCAUUCAUGUGUAAGGGUUGGGAAUCCCGGGGCUCCCGAGGCUAUGGCAAGCACUUUGUUGGCUAAAAACAAAAACAGAAACAAAAAACAAAACACACACACUUGAAGUCAAUCAAUA
This is a messenger RNA of Alligator mississippiensis (American alligator), 1763 nucleotides long. RefSeq names its product NK1 homeobox 1 (gene NKX1-1). Gene Ontology annotation, molecular function: RNA polymerase II cis-regulatory region sequence-specific DNA binding; DNA-binding transcription factor activity, RNA polymerase II-specific. Gene Ontology annotation, biological process: cell differentiation; regulation of transcription by RNA polymerase II. The record is from RefSeq and is a predicted model, not a curated record. The coding region runs from base 1 to 1254 and encodes 417 amino acids. Gene Ontology annotation, cellular component: nucleus. NCBI's taxonomy places the organism in Eukaryota, Metazoa, Chordata, Crocodylia, Alligatoridae. The transcript is spliced from 3 exons.